Molecule: messenger RNA, 3272 nt
Organism: Ornithodoros turicata
Lineage: Eukaryota; Metazoa; Arthropoda; Arachnida; Ixodida; Argasidae
Gene: atos
Product: atos homolog protein A-like
Exons: 14
Coding region: 484-3042 (852 amino acids)
Source: RefSeq, a predicted model, not a curated record
UGUUUUCCGAUCAGCUGUCCGCUCAGUUGCAGACAGCUAUGUGUUGGUGUAGUUGGAUGUGUCGUCUGGUUUUGCGUGACUUACCUGCUCAGGCGUCCUAGAUGUUAUGAAUGAUCGUUCCAAGUGUUUGAUACGCUUCGACAAGCCUCUUGGACGUUGCUAGUGGAGCAUGCAAGUUUCUGAUGACGGUUCGGAUCAGAGAUACACCAUGGCGAAGCGAUGGAACUGCGAAGAGCAACUGCAGGUGGGGCGAGAUCCGGGGCCUUCGGCACCGCUCCUAGCACCUUGAUAGGAAGCGUCCUCACUGCUCCUUCAGCGUUCAGCCGCCGAGACGAAGAAAAGAGCAUAUCUGGGCGCAAGCGCGGGGUGCUGGCUCUGAUGUAGAGACAAUCUGCUGUCGAAGCCUCCGGAAACAGUUUCGCCGUGACGAGCUCGUGUGUGCCUGACGACGGUUUGACUUGCGGUGUGGACUGUUAGGAGAUCAUGCGGCCUACGGUUGACCACGGUUUGCAUUCGUCUGUGGAAGAGGUUGAGAUGGAGCCGUUUGACUUUUUCAUCGACUUGGGGAGCCUUGUCCUGGAAGGCCGUGUUCCAGGACUCUCUGGAAAGGGUUACGGAGAGGGUGUCCACUGUCCACCUGCUCUUGUGGGCCAGGCGAGGCAUCAGUGCAAUCCCGCGCUCCAAGAGUGCCAGAGGUUUGAUGCUGUUGUGAAGCACAUGACACUCCUUUGGAAGAAUGGCAUCCCUAUGUCUGUGGAAGUGCUACUGUUUCCUGAGUGCUGCAGGGACAACCCUGUGGGAACAGCUGUGGACAUGUCAUCAGCACCAGACACAUCAAACAUAUUACUAGAGCAGUGGUUUAUCCACAUGAUCCCGAGAAGGGUUCCAGAUGCCACGAUAGCACCCAGGAGUUUGAUUCAGGCUGUACGUUCAUACCUGCAUUUUUCACAAAUAAGUGCCUGGUACAGCCAAACAGGAGGAAGAGCACCAAGAAAUGUCUACUACAGAAUCUCUGUGCCAGGAGAGGCUUUCUCAAGCAAGUUCCACUGCAACCCUCACUUGCACACAUUCCCAGUGGCCAGCCUGGGCCGUAAUACCUCGAUCAAGGUGUCUGUGAAGUCUGCUCCGCGCUGCCCAGGAAUACUGCCCAUUCUCUCCUGCCCACGGCACUUUGGUGCAGGCGCCCCACACCCCUUUUUCUCCUUUGCGACACAGCAAAGUGUGACAAACAUAAAAAAGCUGCCUCCUCCAAAGAGCAAUAUAGUCAAAGAAGUACAAGAUGAGAGACCCGUGUCUCCUCGACAAGCUGGAGACACGAAAAAGAGAGCCAGGAGCGAUUCAGGUAGUGACUCUCUGCUCGGCGAGAGCCUUCUCGAUCCACCUCAGUCACUGCAGAUGUACCCAAAGCGCUACCAGAGUCCAUCACGUUGUGGAAGUCCAAGCGUUGAGGCUCCGGAACACCUGAUGCUCAGCGUUAAAGGGAAGUCCAGCAGGGAGCCAGAGUUGAUGUCAUCUGUUAGUCACCAAAGUCGUCCACAGCGGCGACCAGUUGUUGAGCGUUUCUUGAGGAAAAACUGGGAAGGCUCUGAAGUUGGGGGCGCUUCUAAGCAAAUUGAAGGGAAGCAGCAGCAGCAGGGUGAAGGCUCCAGAGUGCCUCAACCAGUGUCAAAACCAGUUAGGACUACUUUACCAAGUGUAGAAUCUUCAAAAAUAGAGCCCAUCAAAGAACCUACAAGUGCCUCUGCUCAGGAGAGCAACAAUAUAGGCCUGAAAAAGUUCAAGGACCUGAGCUUGUUUGACCCAGCAGUCGUUUGUUGCUCCAGACCCUGUGUGAAGCCACAGCAGUGCAAGGAUAGAGAUGUGCAGAAUGGUAAUACAGUGUGCAGGGGAAAGGACAUUUGUGAUUCAAAGAACUUACCUUGUUUGGAAGCAUUGAAAGCUGGGUCCUAUAGGGCAUUUAAGAAACAGUUAGCAGCUACCACAGACGAUGUGUCAAGGACAAAAGUUGAAAAUGUGAGCAGUGCAACUGAGAAAAGCCAUACGAAGCCUCUCAGUCAUAGUAAGACCUGGCAUGAAGGGCUGUGCAACCUGAGGCUGAAGGAUGGAGUUGUGGGCAAGGGCAGUCAGAUAUUCAACAACCUUAUCCACAAGCACAGAGUCAGGCAGUUGAUGUGUCAGACGUGCAGUCAUUCCGUGCCAACAGCAGCGGAGCGGGCACAGUUUCGGCGCUCCCUGGACAGUGCUACGAGCAUGGUUUUCCACCAGAAAACCGGACUGCCACUUACCUCCAGCCCAGCUCCACUACGGAAGUCGGGUGCAAGCUUUGACUUUGACAGCACGCUAACGUCAGUGUCGGCUAUAAAGAAAGCACUGUUUGAGAAAGAGCCAGAUGGUAUAGAAUACCAAAAUGCAGAAGAUCUCAUCAGUUCGAGUGCCCCAGCCUCAAUUACAACAAGUAGCCUCGUUGUGAAUUUCGAGGAAUCAGUUUUAAAUGGCCGGUUGGAACCGGUCAGCACCGUUCAGGGAUUUGUGGCUGAAAUCGGAGCCAGUGGCUCCUUCUGUCCUCGACACAUCACUCUUCCAGUCACUGUCUUCUUCUAUUCACUUCACGACAUGGACAAGGUGGUUUCUCCAUAUCUGGGCCAUAUCAACCUUGGUAUGAAAGGCUACCACGUUCCAAAAGCAGGGACAAUCCAAGUGACACUUUUCAACCCUCAUAAUACCGUUGUGAAGAUGUUCGUGGUGCGAUAUGACCUGUCAGACAUGCCUCCAAACUGCCAGACAUUUCUUCGACAACGUACAUUGUACAUGCCAACAGAUGCUUCAGAGCAAAACGUGGAAGCUAGCAAAUGGUUGAGGUACCUUAUUCACCUCAGGUUUGCAAGCUCAAAGUCUGGUCGCAUUUACUUGCACACGGAUAUUCGGAUCAUUGUGUUCAGGAAAAGUGACCUGGACGCCGCAACCAUCCAUGGUGCACAGCCCUAUGAGUUGCGAUCUUUCACGCAGUGCCCAGUAAAUCCUAAAUUUUCUCCAUACGAAUGAGAGGCUACGAAAAACUGGAUGGUGACUCUGUCUGUAAUGUAGGAAUGUCAGUAUAUUACAAUAUUACUGUGCGAAGGCCUUCAUUUGCCAUCCCAACCAGUUGUUGCAAUGACUUGUUCAUACAUACAUAAAUAUAUGAUGAGAUAUAUAUAUAUAUAUAUCUAUAUAUACAUGUUGUUAAUUUAUUGCAUAGAUACCUUCGAAUAAACACAAAAAAUGUGUAGAAGGAA